Molecule: messenger RNA, 237 nt
Organism: Protopolystoma xenopodis
Lineage: Eukaryota; Metazoa; Platyhelminthes; Monogenea; Polystomatidea; Polystomatidae
Source: the annotation of a GenBank genome assembly
AUGCCUUCAGAAGCUUCGGCUGUUGACAAAAGUUUAGUGGAUUCCAGUGAAGUGACUUCGUUGACAACCACUGACGUCGAAAAUGAUGUCGUAUCUUUACUAGUCGUGCCUUCUUUACUAAAGGAUUUGGUGGAAUAUUCUAUUGUCGAUGCUACACUUCCUGAGACGGUAGACGUUGACGACAGCUCCAAGGAUUCCAUCGAUGAGUCUGUGCUCAGUGUCAUUGACAUCGAAUGA